CGGUGACCUCCGACCCCGCGGCUGCGGGGCGGGACGGGGAGGCCUUAGCUCCGGGCGGGCGGCGGCUGCUGCAGCGGGACCCGGGAGCGGGGCCCGGCGCCGCCCGGGCCGCGGGGCGAUGUGAACCCCAAGUGUGUCCCAGAGGGAUCCAGGUGACUUCUCUACAGACUGCUUGGCAUGAUGCCCCACCAAGAACGGGGGGAAUAAAGUGGGGGUCUUUCCCCAUGCCCCUCCCAUGGUCAGCUCCCCAAUGGCCUGGGUAAGGGUGAUCAGGCUCUGACACCAUGGGGAGCUGCUGCAGCUGCCUGAACAGAGACAGCAUCCCAGACAACCACCCCACCAAGUUCAAGGUGACAAAUGUGGAUGACGAGGGGGUGGAGCUGGGCUCUGGGGUGAUGGAGCUGACUCAGAGCGAGCUGGUGCUUCACCUGCAUCGGCGUGAGGCUGUCCGCUGGCCUUACCUUUGCCUGCGGCGGUACGGCUACGAUUCCAACCUCUUUUCCUUUGAGAGUGGCCGCCGGUGUCAGACAGGCCAGGGGAUAUUUGCAUUCAAGUGCUCUCGGGCUGAGGAAAUCUUCAACCUCCUUCAGGAUCUGAUGCAGUGCAACAGCAUCAACGUGAUGGAAGAGCCAGUCAUCAUCACCCGCAACAGCCAUCCGGUGGAGCUCGACCUCGCGCGGGCCUCCCAGCCUCCCAAUGCGCUGGGCUACACCGUCUCCAGCUUCGCCAAUGGUUUCCCUGGCUGCCCAGGAGAGGGCCCCCGAUUCUCAGCACCCCGACGCCCCUCAACGAGCAGCCUGCGACACCCCUCGCUUGGGGAAGAGUCCACCCAUGCCCUCAUUGCCCCGGAUGAGCAGUCCCACACUUAUGUCAACACGCCAGCCAGUGAGGACGAUCAGCGCAGGAGCCGGCACUGCCUGCAGCCCCUGCCCGAGGGUCGGGCGCCCUUCCCCUCACAGGCCCGGGGCCCCGACCAGCGGGACCCGCAGGUGUUCUUGCAGCCGGGCCAGGUGAAGUUCGUGUUGGGCCCGACCCCUGCUCGGCGGCACACGAUGAAGUGCCAGGGCCUCUGCCCCAGCCUUCGUGACCCCCCUCACCACAACAACAAUGAGGGCCCCUCGGAGUGCCCCGCCCAGCCCAAGUGUACCUAUGAGAAUGUCAGCGGGGGGCUGCGGCCGGGAGCUGGCUGGAGACUGAGCCCUGAGGAGCCGGGCUGGAAUGGCCUUGCCCACCGCCGGGCCGCGCUGCUGCACUAUGAGAACCUGCCCUCCCUGCCCCCCGUGUGGGAGAGCCACGCCCAGCAGUUGGGGGAGGAGGCUGGGGAUGACGGGGACUCAAGGGACGGGCUCACUCCCUCCUCCAAUGGCUUCCCUGAUGGCGAGGAGGAUGAAACCCCACUGCAGAAGUCCACCAGCACCCGGGCUGCCCUUCGCAGCCACGGCAGCUUCCCUGUGCCACUGACCCGCCGCCGAGGUUCCCCGAGGGUCUUCAACUUUGAUUUCCGCCGGCCAGGCCCUGAGCCCCCGAGGCAGCUCAACUACAUCCAGGUGGAGCUGAAGGGCUGGGGUGGAGACCGCCCCAAGGGGCCCCAGAGCCCUGCAGUCCCGCAAGCCCCCAUGCCCACCACCCACCCUGCCCGCAGCUCAGACUCCUACGCCGUGAUUGACCUCAAAAAGACCGUGGCCAUGUCCAACCUGCAGAGGGCUCUGCCCCGAGACGAUGGCACCGCCCGGAAAACCCGGCACAACAGCACCGACCUGCCUCUGUAGGGACUUCCUCCGCCUGUCCCGGUCCAGCCUCCGCUUCUCACACCCUUCCUCUGAACCCGCACACCCCGGGGUUCAGGGGUGCUUUGCAGAAGGGCAUUGAGGAGGGACCAGACGCUUCCCUGUGCUGGCCAGAGUCCCCAAAGAUAUCAGCCACUGAGUCGCCUGGUCUCCAAGCUGGGGAGAGGAGAGGGUGACCGAGCGAGGAGGGAGCCAUGACGUAAACUGUGAAGAGUUCCCAUGAUUGCAUUUAGCACCCUCCCGUUGUGUCCAUUUGUCUUGUCUGUCAUCUGUGUAUUGUUUUUGGUUGAAAUUUGGAAACAUUUUGUACCUGUUGAUUUUAUUUAUCAGUUUAUUUUUCUAUUUAUUGUUUCAAAUGUAAUUUAACAUAUUUAUUAUUAAUAUAAUUAUUUUUAAAUUCUG
Rhinolophus ferrumequinum (greater horseshoe bat) is the source of this 2189-nucleotide messenger RNA. It is a transcript of the gene FRS3, whose product is annotated as fibroblast growth factor receptor substrate 3. The record is from RefSeq and is a predicted model, not a curated record. The transcript has 7 exons. Gene Ontology annotation, biological process: cell surface receptor protein tyrosine kinase signaling pathway. Bases 285 to 1769 code for a protein of 494 amino acids. Gene Ontology annotation, cellular component: cytoplasm. NCBI's taxonomy places the organism in Eukaryota, Metazoa, Chordata, Mammalia, Chiroptera, Rhinolophidae.